ACUUUCAGUCUGCUGAUCUAGAACAGAUCAUAAUGCUAUAGCUCCCUGUCGUUGAUCCUUUUCCGGUUCCUCAAAAGAUCUUUCUGCCCAUGUGGACACGGUCUCUGGAAGGUUAACAAUUUGUUGCUGGAAAAGAAGAUGACAAUCAAUCUUCUUCCGAAUCCAAAACAAACAACUGGUUUCGUGAUGAUAUGCAGAGUAAUUCCACUUUAGGGGUGAGGAUAGACGAAGCAAAUAUUUCUUCUUCUGCGAAUGUUGACUGGAUUCAAGGUGAUCAAGGACAAAGCACUGGCAACAAUGCCCCUGACAAGAGAACUACUAAUGAUGAUGAUGAUGAUUCCUUUGAUGCGUGGAAUGAUUUUAAGGGUUCCACCAGUGCACCAGAUGCUGCUAAAAGUUAUCGGGACCAGACUACUGAUGGUGUCAAGUCGAUGAAUGACAAAGGUCAUGAUUCUUUUUCUGGAUGGGGGGCUGGCUCUGAAUCUACUGCUUUUGAAACUCAGCAUGAGGAAAAGACUCAUUUCAUGGAAAAGCAGUAGAUAACAGAACUUCAUCUCACACUAAUUGGUUUCAAGAUGAUCUAUGGAGUAAUUCCACCUCAGGGACUGUUCAUCAUGCUGAGCAAUCUGAUUUGAAUGUAGGUAAUAAGGAUGAUGGGAUGUUAGGAAAUACAAAAUCUCCCGUGAGUGUAAAUGGAAUUGAAGAUGAUCAAUGGCCAACAAGUAGCAACAAGGCAGCGGAUGACAGAACCAAUGAUGAAGAUGAUGAUUCAUUUGGGGCUUGGAAUGAUUUUAAAGGCUCAAGUGCCUGGGGUUCUUCGAUAAGUUCUUGGAAAGAACCUGCUAACCGUUCCAGUUCUACCGAAGAGAAGAGCAGUGACCCUUUUCAGGAUGGGACACUGACUUUCAAUCUGCUAGUUCUAAAAAUCAUCAUGAGGGUUCCAAAUCAUUUGAUCCUUUAGUGGGUUCCUCAGUUGAUCUUUCUGAU
This is a messenger RNA of Theobroma umbraticum, 987 nucleotides long. The record is from RefSeq and is a predicted model, not a curated record. NCBI's taxonomy places the organism in Eukaryota, Viridiplantae, Streptophyta, Magnoliopsida, Malvales, Malvaceae.